AAGAACUCAACCAGGAAGCGAAUGGCGGAAAUUUCUAUGGGAAAUUUAGAUCCACCUCACCAGAGCCAUAGAGAUCACUCUGUCCCUCAGCACUCACGCUUUCAGCUGGCAGUUUUUAGGUCAGAUCCGUUUUUUUCCUGAAUGGGGAGGCCAGCCGAGUAGACAGCAGAUGCCUUCAGCCAAAAACGGUGGAUGAUUUUGAAGAAACGAUGCCGUCGCGUCUAACCACCCGGCAGGAUCUGUAAAGAUCUGCUGAGAGACUCCUGUCACUGACAGCCCGCCAGAUUAAACACCGACAUAUGGCCCUGCUUCUCAGCUAACCGAGGGACACGACGUGACAAGAAGACCAAACUAGCAUCAUGUUCCUUAAAACAUCUUUCACCACUGUGAUUGUGGGGGUGUUUGUGGUGUACGUGCUCCACACCUGUUGGGUAAUGUACGGGAUAGUGUACACUAAACCCUGCGACAGCCCCAAAGGUGACAACUGUAUCACACCCUUCUUGGCAGGGAACCCAAAAUUACAGUUGAGUAUCUACACUGCACUGCAGCCCAAUGCAGAGGGAGGACAUACUUUGAUCUACAAAGAGGAACAAUUUGAUGUCAAGAGCAAGUUUGAGAGGAUAGUAAACGUCUCCCUUCCUAAGAAGACCCGCAACAAUGGAACUUUAUAUGCGCUGAUAUUUGUCCAUCAAGCUGGCGUCACUCCGUGGCAGGAUCCACAACAGGUCCACUUGGUGGCUCAGCUCACCACAUACAUGGUCCCUAAACUGCCUGAAAUCUCUUUGAUAUCUGGCGAGGAUCAAACACAGAGUCAGAAAGAAGCCCUGCAGGAGAGACGUGAUGGUGACCCUACAGCAGGGGGUGGCGCUGGUCCCACUUCCAAGGCCGAACACCCAGUUUCUCACUGGCGCACUCGCCUGACACUCAACAUUGUCAGCGACCACUUCCUGUUUGACAGAGAAUACCUGCCCAAUGAUGUCCACAGAUACCUCAGAGUAUUCCAAAAUGGUAAGAAGAUAGUUUAUCUACCUCUGCUGUUUGUUGAUGAGCUCAGCAAUCGGGUCAAGGACCUCGUGGUAAGCUUUUACCUUGACAGAUUUAUGUCCUGUCUGUUGCUAUUUCAGCUCCUCUUUGACUUCCUGGCAUUCAAGAACGACAUCAGCUUCUGGAAGCAGAAGAAAAGCAUGGUGGGAAUGUCCAGCAAAGCCGUGCUGUGGCGUUGUUUCAGCACCAUAGUGAUUUUCCUCUAUUUGUUUGACGAGCAGACCAGCUUGCUUGUCCUCAUACCUGCUGGCGUCGGCUCUAUUAUUGAAGUAUGGAAAGUGAAGAAGGCCUUAAAGAUCCAGGUUUUCUGGAAAGGAGGCAAACCAACAUUCCUGUAUGGAAAAUCAGACGAAUCGGAGAGGAGAACAGAAGAGUAUGAUACUCUGGCCAUGAAGUACCUCUCAUACCUCCUUUACCCGUUAUGUAUUGGAGGGGCUGUGUAUGCUCUAAUAUUCCUAAGAUAUAAGAGUUGGUACUCAUGGCUGAUCAAUAGUUUGGUUAAUGGUGUAUAUGCCUUUGGCUUCCUCUUCAUGCUUCCUCAACUGUUUGUCAACUAUAAGCUGAAAUCUGUGGCCCACCUGCCCUGGAAAGCCUUUACGUACAAGGCAUUCAAUACCUUCAUUGACGACGUGUUUGCCUUCAUCAUCACCAUGCCAACGUCCCACAGACUGGCCUGUUUUAGGGACGAUGUGGUGUUUCUCAUUUACCUCUACCAGAAAUGGCUCUACCCAGUGGACAAAACCAGAGUAAAUGAAUACGGCAUUUCUUACGACGAAAAACCCAAAGGAAAGACUCACGAGGACUAGUGAGAAAAGACGUUUUGGCUUCCAUGAUCUGGUAUCUUGUCUUCAGUCCACAGGUAUCCAAUGAUUGGUAUUGGUCAUUUAGUAUCAGCUGAGCUGCUUCAACGGUCCAGAAGCACCUGGGAAAAAUGUUUUGGGCUUUGUUCAGUUAGUUGUAAAUGGACCAGACACAUCAAUAUCCUUGUGUUUAUGACUUAACGUCCUAUAGUGCAAAUUGUUGAAAGGUCAUCAUCUGCCUCAUGCAGUCUGGAGAAUGUUUUUGUUUUUCUGUGUGUGUGUGUAUAUAAAACGGGACAGAAAGAUCAUGAAGAUGAACCUCUAACUCAUUUCAAACGGACGCAACAAUCUGGGAAAAAAGUGUUGAGCCUUCUAAACUAGACAUUCUGUUCUUCACAAUCCACAAAGCCAGUCACAUUCUUUGUGUAUUGGAACAGCUCCAUGCUAUUAUUAUACCACGGGAUGUCUUUUUUUUUUUUUAACCUGGAUUUCCAGCUUUGCAUGUUUGCAAAUACUGGUUUGGUUGUGCUAAACUGCAAGAGGAUAUGCAGUGUGAUUUAAUACAGAAGUGUGGAACAUAUUAAGAUAAAACUGACCUUUCCAGAAUUUUAAUAGCAAUGGUAAAAAGGGAUUUAUAACUUUGAACAUUAUGUUUAGAAACAUUUUAAUUCACUGACUGCAUACAUUUUGAGAAGAGCCAAGUUCACACUGCUUUGAAGAACUACCAUCUAAAUAUUUUGAUUUUCCAGAUAAUCAUUCCAUAAGUGCAAAGUCUGAUAGCUCAGAGCUUUCAAUUACAGUUUCCCAGUUGUAAGUCAAUGUAUUGUUAGCUCAAUUAACCAUUCCUGAUGCAGAAUUUGAGUGCUUUUCUAGAAAUCACAUGAAAUUGUGCUAACUAUGUUUAAAUAUUGCUCAGUGAAAAGUCUAACAAUUUGCCUCUGUCAAUUUGUAGACACUUCAAAUGGUUUUUAUCCCAAAUGAUCAUGAAUACAAAGCUUUCAUGUUUAGACCCUGGUACAAAUUCCAGAACGACAGAUCCUGUUUAACCUUCCAGUUACACGUGCUUAAAAGGACUGAGGAUGAUGAAGAUUCUGAUUUGUUGUCAUGGUGAUGGGGAUAACUUGCCUAAACACUCUUAAACUUUACUGUUCCAGAAUUUGUUUAGUUGAACUCUCUUGAGUCACACAUUAAACAAUACUGACUCUUAUUACACUGUUUGUUAAGCUGCCUACAUAUGAGAGGUAAAACAGGUGCAGGUCUACGUUCUCAUUGCUUCUGGCUUUGGUUGAGCCUUUCAAGGUCAGCCAAAACAAGGUCAAAGUUGAAAUCAUUUAAGCUUUGAGCGCAGCGCUUGCCAGCAAUUCCGAGCAGUGUGUUGCGCCGAGGUAUAGUACUUCCUCUCCUGUGGUCGGCACUGCUCUUCCAAAAGGAAAACAAAGGCACAGCCAGCGCAGAGCGGUUUUCACCGUGGAUCAUGUGUAGGGGGCUGAACACAGAAGGGUACCUCUGAAAGCCAUAGACUCCUUUCCAUCCACUCUAGUUUUGUAGUUUUACCUGCUCGAGUAUUUUUUUACAUAAUAGGGCCAAGUAAACACGUUGGUGCCAAAUGUGAGAAUGAUUCUUUAAACUACUUCUGAGCUUUGUAUGUUCACCAUAAAUGGUCCAUCUGA
Messenger RNA from Etheostoma cragini (Arkansas darter), 3514 nucleotides. RefSeq names its product CLPTM1 like (gene clptm1l). Lineage: Eukaryota; Metazoa; Chordata; Actinopteri; Perciformes; Percidae. The transcript is spliced from 16 exons. Bases 360 to 1850 code for a protein of 496 amino acids. Gene Ontology annotation, cellular component: membrane; endomembrane system. The record is from RefSeq and is a predicted model, not a curated record.